CCGAGAGAGGGGGAGGGAGGAGUCUGCAGAAGGAACAGCGACUGCCUUUGCGGUCUCCGCUGCUGCAGCUCCGUCCGCUCCUUGUCGGCGUCAGCGAAGUGAUUGGAGUGCCGCUCACUUACCUCCAAAGGAUUCGGCCUUUUUGUACAGUUGCGCAUUCAAGGGUUGCAGGAAACUUCUGAAAAGAAAGAACAGACAACAUGUGAGUUCAUCUUUACAGGACUCGCCAGACUGAAGUCAGAAAACAGGCACAAACUGUGUUGCAGGUGACCCAAUUGAUGAAGAAGGAGAUGGAAGAGAAGGGCUCAAAAGGAUCUGGACCUGGCAAGAGAGCUGGGAGUGGUGUUGCAUUCUGGGAGGGAGCCGUGCCAGAGAUUCAGGGUCAGGAGCCCCUGAACUCAGAAGUACUUUGCCGACGCUUCCGGGAGUUCUGCUACCGUGAUGCUGAUGGGCCCCGAGAGGUUUGCAGCCAGCUCCAUGGACUUUGCAACCUCUGGCUGAAGCCAGAGAGGAACUCCAAGAAGCAGAUCCUGGACCUGGUGAUCCUGGAGCGGUUUUUGACCAUCCUGCCCCCAAAAAUGCAGCGCUGGGUCAGAGGAUGUGGGCCAGAGACCAGUUCCCAAGCGGUGGCCCUGGCCGAAGGUUUCCUCCUGAGUGAGGCAGAGGAGAAGAGGCAAGAAGAACGGAGGUGGGAUCUAUCCGUGAAAAUGGAAACAAAAUUUUCUCAGAUGGAAGGAAGUCCAUUGGAAGAAGGGAAGCCAGCUCAGGCCCAGGAGCGUACCCAAGAUGACCUCUUGUGUGGCAGUGAAGAGGCAUUGUUGAUCCGCUCUCUUUGUGGAGGGAUGGAAACCAUUGCUGCAGCUCCAGUCCAGUCUCUGAUUUGCUUUGAGGAGGUGGCCGUGUAUUUCACGGAGGCAGAGUGGGCAUUGCUGGAUCCAGACCAAAGAGCUCUUUAUGAGGACGUCAUUUUGGAGAACUAUGGGAGCGUAACCUCUUUGGCAGAACACAUAGAGGAGACAGUUGGGAGAUUUCAGCAGUUCUCUGUGGAAAAAACCAAGGAUGAAGACUCCAAAGCAAACUUUGGAGAUGGAGAUGGACCACAGAGACAGGAGGGAAGCCAUUCAGACAACAGAAGGAAUAAGUCCGUUUUACCCCAUGGGGGAAGCUUCUGUGAAAUCCCAGUUGAAGAAGAAACAUCAAGCAAAACAAGAAGGAACAAAGACCUCCAUUCUAACCAGAGAAUCCACUCCAGGGAAAAUGAAAACGAAAGGUUGGCCUUUGGAAAGACCUUCAGUGAGAAUAUCAGUCUUAUUUCCAAGGAGCAAAUCCCCUCAGCAGAGGAACCAUAUGAUUGCAUGAAGCGUGGAAGGACCUUCAGUCGGGAAUCAGUCCUCGCUUCUCAUCAAAGAAUUCACUCAGCAGGGGACAAGCAGUGGAAUGUGGGAAAGGAGGAACUGCAUCAGCUAUUGCCAGGAAAGGGGAAGGAUGAAGAUUUGAAAGGCAGCAUUAGGAAUCAAGGCAGACCAAAGAGGCAAAAAGAAAGUCACAUGGUCGAGAUAAGAAAUAAACCCAUUCUUGACCAUGGGCAGAAUUUCUGUGAAUUGAGUCACAUGGUGGAGGAAGCAUAUAAGUGCUUGGAGUGUGGAGCAACCUUCACAGAUAAAAACCAAUAUGAGAUCCAUUUGGAAAUACACAGUGGAAGGAAAACCCAUCAAUGCUUGGAUUGCGGUAAAACUUUUCUUUGCAGAUUAAAAUUCCUUAGGCAUCAGAGAACACACAAAAGAGAUAAGCCUUCUAUCUGCUCAGACCGUGGCAAGGACUUCUCACAAAACUCAGAACUUUUUCCACACCAAAAGAUACAUUCAAGAGAGAAACCAUUCAAUUGCUCAGAGAGGGGAAUGACCUCUGGUAGAAGGGAGGGGAAUGUAGAUCUUCUGAAGCGCAGUAUAAUGAGGGCACAUAAAUGCUUUCGGUGCGGGAAAUUCUUCAGUGGCCGAUCACAUCUCCUUGUGCACCAAAGAACCCACAAAGGAGAAAAACCUUUUGAACGCUCAGAGUGUGGAAAGAGAUUCAGUCACAGUAGCACUCUUCAACAGCAUCAAAAAACUCACAAAAAGGAGAAACCUUUUAAAUGCCAAAAGUGUGGAAAGAGAUUCAGUCGGAGUAGCACUCUUCAACUGCAUCAAAGAAUUCACACAAAGGAGAGACCUUUUGAAUGCUCAGAGUGUGGAAAGAGAUUCAGUUGGAGUAGUGGCCUUCAACAGCAUCAAAGAACUCACACAAAGGAGAGAAAUUUUGAAUGCUCAGAGUGUGGAAAGAGAUUCAGUCGGAGUGGCCAUCUUCAACUGCAUCAAAGAACUCACACAAAGGAGAAACCUUUUGAAUGUUCAGAGUGUGGAAAAAGAUUCAGUCAGAGUGGCCAUCUUCAACGGCAUCAAAGAAUUCACACAAAGGAGAAACCUUCUGAAUGCUCAGAGUGUGGAAAGAGAUUCAGUUUCCAUUACAUGCUUCUAAAGCAUCAAAGAAGCCACAUAAAGGAGAGACCUUUUGAAUGCUCAGAGUGUGGAAAGAGAUUCAGUCAAAGUAGCAACCUUCUAGAGCAUCAAAAAACCCACACAGGGGAGAAACCUUUUGAAUGCUCAGAGUGUGGGAGGAGAUUCAAUAAAAGUACAAAUCUUCAACAGCAUCAAAGAACUCACACAAAGGAGAGACCUUUUGAAUGCUCAGAGUGUGGAAAGAGAUUCAGUCAGAGUGGUGGUCUUCAACAGCAUCAAAGAACUCACACAGGGGAGAGACCUUUUGAAUGCUCAGAGUGUGGAAAGAGAUUCAGUCAGAGGAGCAAUCUUCUAGAGCAUCAAAGAAGCCACACAGGGGAGAAACCUUUUGAAUGCUCAGAGUGUGGGAGGAGAUUCAGUAAGAGUACAAAUCUUCAACAGCAUCAAAGAAUUCAUACAAAGGAGAGACCUUUUGAAUGCUCAGAGUGUGGAAAGAGAUUCAUUCAGAGUGGCGCUCUUCAACAGCAUGAAAGAACUCACACAAAGGAGAGACCUUUUGAAUGCUCAGAGUGUGGAAAGAAAUUCAGUCGGAGUGGCACUCUUCAAAGGCAUCAAAGAAUUCACACAGGGGACAAACCUUUUGAAUGCUCAGAGUGUGGGAGGAGAUUCAGUCAGAGUAGUAGUCUUAAAAGUCAUCAAAGAACUCACACAAAGGAGAGACCUUUUGAAUGCUCAUAGUGUGGAAAAAGAUUCAGUGAGACAUCAGAGGACUCACACCAAAAGUGACUGGCUAGGAACCAAGAAGUUUGAACCACAAUGACUAAAAAUAAUAUUAUAAAUAUAAUUUAUUCUUAAGUGCAGUUGCCCUUUAAAGGAGUUAAAAAUGUAAGCCUGAAAAUGUAAAAGACAUACAUUUAAAAAUCACACAAAACUGCUCAAUUGGUUGCACUGUAAAAACCAGCAAAACCAUAUGUGUAUCGUCCCUUCUUCAGUGGUCAUAAUACAGUGCUAUUAAUAAGGCUGCAACCAAUUUGAAACUUUCUUAUACCAAUUUUUUUAAAGAUGGCAUUAACUGAAAUAGACAACCUUCUAUUUCACAGAAUUUUUUAGCUAGAUAUACCCUCAUGCAUAACUGUACAGUGUGCCCUGCAAAUUUGCUCUUGGUGUUAUCUUGGUUUAAAACGGAGAUAUUACUGCUAUUUUCUUUUGCCUUCAAGCCUCUUGCAAUUCUUAUAAGAGCAAAUGCUAUGAUUAGGGGAAUGGAUGAAGGUACUUCAAAUGAGUCUUAUUUGAAGUGAAUUUUUCUUGUGUGCUAGAAAGUAGGCUUGAAGAUUCGGGUACAACAAAUACCAGAUUCGGCCUGAAUGGGCAAAUUUUGGCAUAUUCGGGCCAAAAUCAGCCGAAUAUGUCCUGCCCGAAUAUAAACGAAUUCGAAUGCAAGGUAUUUUGGCUUUUGGGAGGGG
Messenger RNA from Sphaerodactylus townsendi, 3958 nucleotides. RefSeq names its product zinc finger protein 420-like. The transcript is spliced from 9 exons. The record is from RefSeq and is a predicted model, not a curated record. Gene Ontology annotation, cellular component: nucleus. Gene Ontology annotation, molecular function: DNA-binding transcription factor activity, RNA polymerase II-specific; RNA polymerase II transcription regulatory region sequence-specific DNA binding. NCBI's taxonomy places the organism in Eukaryota, Metazoa, Chordata, Lepidosauria, Squamata, Sphaerodactylidae. Gene Ontology annotation, biological process: regulation of transcription by RNA polymerase II.